Panicum virgatum (switchgrass) is the source of this 1506-nucleotide messenger RNA. Its product is annotated as zinc finger MYM-type protein 1-like. The record is from RefSeq and is a predicted model, not a curated record. The transcript has a single exon. Lineage: Eukaryota; Viridiplantae; Streptophyta; Magnoliopsida; Poales; Poaceae. Bases 1 to 1506 code for a protein of 501 amino acids.
AUGGUAAAACUUCUAGCUUCAUAUGAUGAUGAGGUCAAGGCAGUUGUACUAGCCAAUGCUCCAGGGAAUGCUAAGUACACCUCACCAGAUAUUCAAAAAGAAAUCCUUGAUCUUAUGGCUAGUAAUGUGCAAUCAGCAAUUCGUGAUGAAAUCGGUGAUGCUAAAUUUUGCUUGAUUGUCGAUGAAUCUAGAGAUGAGUCAAGAAAAGAACAAAUGGGAAUUGUAGUUCGCUUUGUUGAUAAAGAUGGCUUCGUCAGAGAGCGUUUUCUUGAGCUUGUUCAUGUUCGAGAUACAUACUCUGCAACUCUCAAACAAGAAAUAUGCUCAGUUUUAUCUAACCAUAAAUUGGAUGUAAAAAGUAUUCGUGGACAAGGAUAUGAUGGUGCUAGUAACAUGCGUGGAGAGUGGAAUGGAUUGCAAGCAAAGUUUAUGGAAGAUUGUCCUUACGCAUAUUAUGUUCAUUGUUUUGCUCAUCAACUACAGUUGGCUCUUGUUGCUGCAUCAAAAGAGGUAACUGAUGUUCAUAAUUUCUUUGAACAUCUUGCUCUUGUAGUCAAUACGGUCGUGUCUUCCAGCAAGAGAAAUGAUGACCUCAAUGCCAAUCAAGUUGCUGAAAUUGAGCAUCUUAUUGAGCUUAAUGAGCUUGAAACUGGCAGUGGGGCUAAUCAAAUUGGAACCCUGCAACGUCCUGGAGACACUAGAUGGAGCUCUCACUUUGACUCAAUUUGCAGCCUUUUAAGGCUUUACAAGCCAACAUUUCUAGUACUGAAAGAUAUUGCUACUGCUAGAGGUUCAGGGACUUCAGCUUCUGGACGAGCAAAGGCUGCUGGUGCUGUGAAAUUAAUGAUGUCGUUUGACUUUGUUUUUAUUUUGCAUGUUAUGAAAGAACUUAUGGGUAUCACAAACCUCCUCUGCAAAAAGUUAGAGCAAAAAUCCCAGGACAUUGUCAAUGCUAUGGAUGAUGUUGCCACUACUAAAAAGCUGAUUCAGAAUUUAAGAGAUCACGGUUGGAGUAGCCUUAUUAGUGAUGUGACAUCAUUUUGCAAGAAACAAGACAUUGCAGUUCUAGAUUUGAAUGCCUUUUAUGCAGACUACAUUCGAUCACGUGCGCAAAAUGAGCUAACAGUUGAGCAUCACUACAGAUAUGACAUUUUCACAGUUGCUGUGGAUCAACAAUUACAUGAGUUGAAUUCCAUGUUCAGUGAACAAGCUACAGAGCUUCUUGUUUUGUGCGCUUCUUUGGAUCCUAAGGAUUCGUUCAGUUCACUCAAAAUUGAUGAUGUGUGCUUGUUGGCUUCAAAGUUCUAUCCAGCUUAUUUCUCAGAACAAGAAAUGGUUAAUUUGAGGCAUCAGUUACAACAUUAUGAGCUUUAUGUACCUACCGAUCCAAGGUUUCAGAAUUUGUCAAAUAUUGCUGAUCUUUGCCGUCGGCUAAAAGAAACAGGAAAAUCAGAUGAUUAUUAUUUGAUUGACAGGUUAUAUAACACCUAUUAUUCUCAUUUUUAG